Cladocopium goreaui is the source of this 2798-nucleotide messenger RNA. Lineage: Eukaryota; Dinophyceae; Suessiales; Symbiodiniaceae. The record is from the annotation of a GenBank genome assembly.
GAGCCCUGCUGAUCCGCCCCAUGGGUGGCUCCGUCAGAUCAAAGGGGCCCUAUGGCCGUGGCAGCCGUAGCAUUUUUUUAGGUCCCACCAGAAAGAACGGCGGGAGUAUGAGGAUUUUUAGUUCAAACGAGCAGCUGAGGAGGGGUCACAGUUUCACAGUUCCAGACAGAGUUUCACAGUCUUCUGAAGCCAUGGCGGAUGCUGGGUAUGGCCUUCGAUUGACCACCUAUGGCCGUCUAUUGGUCACCUCAGAUGUUGAGGCCCAAAACUUCAUGCAAAACUUAGCCACUCCUCAAACCAGGAGAGAGGCUCGGAACGCACAUUUCCAUAGCAUCCAUAGGAUCCUGGGCAGGAUCGCGGGAAUCGUGAGAUCUCAGGGAUGCAAGCUGCUCCCUAUGUGCUUAGCCCUAGCUUUCGCUGUGGCCAUGGCGGUGAGGAACCUCCAAUUCAUCAAUGACCCGCCUCACCCAGAAAUUUUCCAAAAAUGGCUGCCGUGGUGGUGUGGGCCAGGCCUCACACCUGAGGCCUUGGUCUGGUCUGCUUGGACCCAGGCCAUCAUCCUCCCACUCCUUGGUGUCCUUGGCACGGCAUCCUUUAUCCUGCGCUUGGGAAGGUCAAAGAAUUUCACGAUGGAAAUGAUUAGCCUCCUGGCGUCCCUCUACAUUUUCUUGCUACUCUCCUCGGUGGGGUGGUGUCAUGGCCUCGCCGAGGUGCCGCCCACUGAGGAGCGGCAGCGCACGCUGAUUGAAGCGUCUUGGUUCUGCCACGUAGGUCUCCUUUGGUUGACGUGGCAGAAGCUGCGCCUUCUUGGGUGGUGGAGGGCGCAAUGGUCUUCUUGGACGAUGUGGUUCUUUUGGUACGCGCUUCGCGUGUUGCCUUCCAUUCUGAAACUGGCAUGGACGCUUGUUUUGCUGAAACUGGGAUGGACUCCGUGGAUCGGGGCGGCAGUCACGAUUGGCAGCUGGCUACUUCUGAUCCUUGCCACGGGGUUGCAGGCAUGGGCGUUAUGGGCGGCGGCAGACGAAGCAUUCCAAUUUCGAGAGAUUCGGAAGAACUGGGCAAGACAAGUUGAUCGAGAGGUCUUCUUUCUUCGAUGUGCUGCAGUUUUUAGCAUUUGGGAUUCACUCUCUAUGCCACUAGCGGAGCAUUUCAUUGUUCCUAUGAUUGGCUUUGGCUGGCACCUCGCUUUGGAUGCCUUUUUCAUGCUUGUCACGAUGCACGUACUUGGAUAUGAGGCCGACACUCUGGAAGAUAUAGGCGACAUGGCAAGACUCCAGGGCAAGCGAAUCGCUUUCCCAGGGAAGGUGAACCCAGAAGCCAAGGAUUGCAUCGUAAGCUUCCCGGGCAAGUAUAACAAAGAGUGGGAUGAUGCGGUUAAGGAAGCACAGGGACAGUCAAGCCUCUGCAGCUUGGCCUGUGUUUUCUUAACCGAUAAGCAGAGCGGGCUCGGCGACCACGUUGAAGAUCCUGAAGGAUGCGGAAGUUGUUUCUGCCAAGCACUCUAUGGGAACGUGGAUCCAGCAGCCUACCUCAGCGCAGUCGAGGAGGACCUGACGGAACAGAAGUUGUUGUUCCAGAAAAGCGAUGCUGAGGCCAUGGGCCAGGUUCUCCUCAUUCGGCAAGCAGAAAAUGAUGCUUCCUGGACCGCAAGGAAGAAAAAAGCACUCCUGAAAGCGGCCGACAAAUGCAAGGAGAACCGCUACCGCGCGCCAUGGGGGUGCCGUUGGUUUGCCGAGUGGAAAAAAAACGUGGACAAAGCCCGUAAGCAAGGGCAAAAGUUUCACGUUUUCUACUUUGAAGGGAAAAUGGGAUGUGGGAAAAUGGCUUGGGAGGAACUCAAUGAUGACACGAAACUGCAGGAGGUUCGCGAUAGCACGGGCCUAGGCAAGUCGCAAACCGCAGAAGUCGCAUGGUUAGAUCGCUUGCGCAUCCCCUACGAGGAGCACGAUGUGGGCUGCGAUCGCGCUAGACGCGACUUCUGUGACCGGAAGUGCACAACUGCGGUGCUUCAGAACUUCUUCUCACAAGGAACCUUGAUGUUGAUCCGGCAGAUGAUCAGAGGGUUUUGGGAUGGCGCGCCAAGCGGGUCGGUGCCAGAUUUCAGCCGAAAAAUUGGGAAGAACAGCUACACAACAAGUGGGAAUUGGAUUCUGAUGACCACCGAAAGAAAGGGCGUGUCAAAUCAUCCUGCCACCUUUGCCUUCAGCACUAAGUACCAGAUGAUGAAGGUAGCUCAGCAAUGCCAUGAUAUGACCACAGGUGGUAGGGGCCUCAGUGUCAUGGCACGCAGUGCCCGGGGCGACAAGUGCUCCUUGUGCGGCAUGGACAGAGCUUGUGACCUGGAUGCAACGGCGCCAGGUUUGGCGGCGAAAUGGGUGACCAAGGGGCACAACGCCCACCACGACGUCGACGAAGUUCCACGCGACCCGAUGCUAUCGGAGCUGGGCCAUGCGCAGGCGGCGAGCCUGCGCAGUGUGCCUUUUGUGAGUGCUGGCUGCGAACUGCUGGUGGUGUCACCCUUGAGCCGCGCCAUUCAGAUGGCCUCGGCCGUCUUCGGGGAGCUGCCGAUGUGCCGCACAGUGCUGACGCCGCUACACUCGGAGAGCGCCUUGGGUGGACCACGGCAGGGUGGUGGUUGCCUGGAUGAGACGCUGCGGCUGCGUUCCGAGAUCGCGCGGAUCAAAGCACAAGGUGAGAAGCUGGAGGGCGUGCAAGAUGCCUUGAAAGGCUUCCAAGCAGCCAAUGGAGUGCUGUGGUUCCAUCAAGAAGCAGGACCCGGCGUUUCCGCUGAGUUGAUG